Messenger RNA from Pyricularia grisea, 915 nucleotides. RefSeq lists its product as uncharacterized. Lineage: Eukaryota; Fungi; Ascomycota; Sordariomycetes; Magnaporthales; Pyriculariaceae. The transcript has 2 exons. The coding region runs from base 1 to 915 and encodes 304 amino acids. The record is from RefSeq and is a predicted model, not a curated record.
AUGGCGGCGUUCCGAGCAUUUUGGGCCGAGUACAAGGCGAUUAAAGAGGAAGGCUCUCUGUUUUGGGACCCCGACCAUAAGUCGGCUAAGUGGGCAGGACAGCUAGGCAUUGGCAAAUCGCUCAGCAACGUGGCUGGGCUGUGGUCGGGCGCGAUAGCGGGCAACGUGGGCGGCGACUACUUCACUUAUACGACGGCCGAGGAUUCUAGAAUUCAAAGUCUCCUCAAAAUCUGGAUUAACCCGAUCGCACAACCGGCCCAAGGCCAGGACAGUUACCCUUACGAUGAGGCCACAAUUCAGAGCGUGUUAAAGAGAGCGGACGCCCCAGAGCCCGACCAGACCCUCCGCCUGGGCGUGGUCGGCGAUGGCGAGGAGCUCCUAAUCCCCGCCGCGGUGCUUCCAGGCCCCAACGACAAGAAUACCGACAAUAAAGGCGGGCUGCUCAAACUCAAGACGCAUUGUUUUAAAACCAUUAAGGAUAUGCAAAAGCACAUGAAGGAUAAUGGCAUCCCCAUGGAGGCCAAUUAUGACUCGGCCGUCUUCACUUCCAAAAGAUACAAGGUUGUAAACCAAAACACAAAGCAGGCUAUUAUUGAUAAGAGGGAGAGCGAGGUAGUACCCGGUCCCAAACGCCUACUCCGAUUCAUGCCGCGCGAUUUAAAGACCUCAAAGACCGCGAGGGUCAACGGAAUGCAGGGGACCAGAGCGAGCGGCUCUUCUUUUUCUGACAAGCUGGUACUUGCCAGGGGUUACACCAUCACGCUGAAGAAGAAUAUGAAGGCCUUUGCGUUCCCUGCCCCAAAGCGCAACGCAUGCCCCCUUGACCAGACUCUCGGCAGGAACCCCAGUAGUGGAGCGACUAACUUGCCACAGACGCCGAGGACGGAUAAUCUCCAGCAGCAGCGUCAACAGUAG